AUGUCUUUCAAUCUUCCACUGUUGGAAGAAGAUCUAAAAUCCGAGAUUGAGAAAAGAAAGGAAGAAAUUCGAAGAAAGAGAGAACUACUUGAACAAUUCAAAAGCAAAAAGAACGCCACAAGUUUAUCAACACCAAUACAAAUUAAUAAUUUGGUCUCCAACAAAUACAACACAAAUGAAUUAUCAUCGGAGCCUCAAAGGAAUACAACCAGCAAUGAGCCCUCUGUAUCAUUAAUUGAAACCAAAAAAGCAACAUCUAUUCAACAAGCAAUUUUAAUGAAUCAAUUGCAAAAUGGAACGGUGGUACAAGAAAAUAAUAGAACUCAAACACAAACAGAUGACAAUUUUGCAAGUUAUAGUGUUGCAAGUUUUGAAAAGAAUGCAUACUACUCUGAAGAGGGAAUUAAUGUUGACGAUAUGGACGACGACUCUGAUUAUUUCACCUCUUUAAACGCUUUCGUGAUUGCAGAUGUAAAAAAUGUUGAAGAAACGAAAAAGAUUUCCCUAGAAGAUAGUGAGAAAAGGUAUAAGGAAAUUAUUUCCACAAAAGAAUUUCAAGAUUUUUUCUUCAAAGCCUCACAUUAUGUUGAACGGUGUAUAAAACAACCAUUCGAUCCACUUGUAGACUAUACUGAAGGUCUUUCAGGAUCCUUUCAAGCCAACACAUCAGAUGAAGCCAAUAUUGAAGCGUUAUUUUUUGAUUCAGAGCUAUGUCAGCACAAGUCUGUGACAGAUCUGUCAUGGUCACCAAAAUUUGAAGACUUAUUUCUUGUUGCAUACAGUAGUACUGAUAUAAGCCAUGACCAUGAAGGCCUUGUUCUUAUCUGGUCUCAACACUAUCCAAAGCGUAAAGAAAACGCUCUCUUUUGUGACACGCCCAUUAGUGCUGCACAGUUCUACCCCUACAAUCCAAGCCUUAUCAUUGGAGGUACAUACACUGGGCAAAUCGUUGUUUGGGACCUUCGAGAAAAAUCAUCAGCUCCUGUCAUGAGAACAUUAAUAGGUUCGAGAUCUCACACAGAGCCAAUAUUUGGCAUGGAGGUUGUAGGAAGCUCAGAAAACAGCCAUAAUCUGGUGACGAUGAGCACGGACGGAAGGGUGUGUACUUGGUCAAUGAAUAAGCUUGAUUCACCACCCGAAGUGAUUGAUCUAUAUAUUAAUACAGUCAAGACACAGGAACCGGAAAACCCACCUGCAUCGAGUAGUGACCCUAGUCUUCAAUCAAAGAGUUUCUACAGUCCUGUUACAUUACUGAGCCAUGCAAUGACAUUUCCCAAAGGAGAAAUUAAUAGGUUUUAUGUUGGAACUGAAAACGGUUCAAUUUACCCAGCACAUCGUUUCGGGAGCAAAAAAGGGGCGAACAAUGAAGUUUACUCAGGUCAUUUUGCUCCUGUCACAUCACUAGUUUCUCAUCCAUCUCUUGAAUUUUUAGAAAUAAUGCUGUCAUCAAGCAUGGAUUGGACCUGUAAACUUUGGAGCCAGAAAAAGCAUACCCCUCUCCUGUCGUUUGAAGAAUUCGAGGAUUACGUGUUUGACGUUAAAUGGUCACCCUCAAAUCCUUCUUUGUUUGCAGCUGCCGACGGAUCUGGGUGUUUAAGCUUGUGGAACAUUAAUCAAGACCAAGAAAUGCCAAUUUUCAAAAUAUCAACAGGUACUUCAGCUUUAAACAAACUUCAAUGGUCAAACGACGGCAAAAGAAUUGUGACUGGAUCCAUUUCUGGACAAGUUACAAUGUUAAAGAUUGAUGAGGAAACCGCAAUUCCAAAGGCAAGAGAUCUUGAAUCUAAAUUGUUGGAAUCCAUUAUUGUGGACCUUCUCACUGAAAACUAUUAA
Molecule: messenger RNA, 1833 nt
Organism: Naegleria fowleri
Lineage: Eukaryota; Heterolobosea; Eutetramitea; Acrasida; Naegleriidae
Exons: 2
Coding region: 1-1833 (610 amino acids)
Biological process (GO): transport along microtubule
Cellular component (GO): cytoplasmic dynein complex
Molecular function (GO): dynein light chain binding; dynein heavy chain binding
Source: RefSeq, a predicted model, not a curated record